This is a messenger RNA of Peronospora farinosa, 453 nucleotides long. The record is from the annotation of a GenBank genome assembly. Lineage: Eukaryota; Oomycota; Peronosporomycetes; Peronosporales; Peronosporaceae.
AUGGCAAAGACCACGAACACCCCGAAGACGUCGGCCGGAAAGUCAGCUGCCAAGUUGUCGAAGAAGGUAAUUAAGGGCGCACACGGUAAAGUGCUGAAGAUUCGCACCAAGGUUCACUUUUACAAGCCCAAGACACUGCAGCUGGCCCGUGCACCGCUGUAUGCCCGGAAGGCUGUGCCGUCACGCAACAAGUUGGACAAGUAUCGCAUCAUUAAGUCUCCGCUUACGACUGAGUCAGCUAUGAAGAAGAUUGAGGACAACAACACGCUUGUGUUCUUGGUGGACUUGCUGGCUAACAAGCGCCAGAUUAAGGAUGCCGUGAAGCAACUUUACGACAUCAAGGUAGCCAAGGUCAACACGCUCAUCAGACCUGAUGGCCAGAAGAAGGCAUACGUGCGCUUAACUGCUGACUACGACGCUCUGGACGUGGCCAAUCGCAUUGGUGUGAUCUAA